This is a messenger RNA of Planococcus citri (citrus mealybug), 1995 nucleotides long. RefSeq names its product facilitated trehalose transporter Tret1-like. Gene Ontology annotation, cellular component: membrane. Gene Ontology annotation, biological process: transmembrane transport. Gene Ontology annotation, molecular function: transmembrane transporter activity. The transcript has 8 exons. The record is from RefSeq and is a predicted model, not a curated record. NCBI's taxonomy places the organism in Eukaryota, Metazoa, Arthropoda, Insecta, Hemiptera, Pseudococcidae. The coding region runs from base 570 to 1967 and encodes 465 amino acids.
GAUAAGAUAACUUUAAGAUUAUAUAAUACUAAUUUGAUACUAACUGCUUGGCAGGUAAUUCAUUUUGUACAUACGUCUAAUUGCCUUAUUUCUGUAUUCGUUAGUAAUUAUUGUUUGUGUAAUAUUCUGUGUGCAAUCACGUGUAUGAAGUUGAACUUCGUAUAAAUCUGAGAUAAGGACCAACUAUGGCAAUGUUAUGACUUAUGACAGUCUAAUAAAUACCUACUACUACGUGCAUAACACACUCUUAUUGUUCUAAAAGUAAGAAUUCAUUGUAUAAAGUGGUCUCUAGUCAUUUAGGUAAAUAUAACUAUUUAAUAUGUAAUUGAAUUUGGGUACUUGAUGAAUAAAAAUACGAAAAUGGACGAGAAUUUGAAAAAUAACUCUGCGAUGGAAAAUGGAAAUACUCGUACGAUGCAAACCGAUGAACUCAAUUUUCACGAUACAAAUUUGAAAAAUCAGUAUUCAAAUCGCAGAUCAGUCUUAGCACAAGUAACUGGGUGACCAACUGACCAAUUUUCUCAACGUGAUUAAUUUUUCAGUGGUUGGCAACAAUUGCGAAUAGUACGAUGUUCCUUGGAGUAGGAUUAAUGAUCGCUAUACCAACCGUAGUGAUAGGUGUACUGCAUAACCCAAAUUCUGAAUUACUACUCAAUGAUGAAGAGUCAUCGUGGUUUGGAGGUCUCAUGCUACUGAUCCAACCAUUGGGAGGCAUCGUAGCCGGAUUUUUACAAAAUUACAUCGGUCGUAAAAAUGGCAUGAUAUUGAUGAACAUUCCCGAAUUAAUUGCCUGGAUUGUGAUGUACAUGGCAACCUCGGUGAAUGCUCUGUACGUAUCAGUAAUCCUGAUGGGCGUUAGUGUUGGUUUCAUGGAGGCUCCAGGAUUGGCUUACAUAGGCGAAACAACUGAUCCUAAGAUUCGUGGAACUUUAACGUCAUUCGCUAAUAUCAACGUUACUACUGGAAUAUUAUUGGAAUUUUUCCUCGCUUCUGUUUUACAUUGGAGGACUGCGGUGGCUGUUAGUGCGAUUUUUCCGGUUAUUUCUAUCGUGUGUAUUGCUAUUAUACCAGACUCUCCUAUAUGGUUGCUAAGCAAAGGUAGAAAGAAGCAAGCUUUAAGAGCUCUGUGCUGGCUGCGAGGUUGGGUAUCAGAAGAUGAAGUAAAAGUUGAAUUCGAACAACUAUGUCGCUACAACGAAGCUUCCAAAUUUCACGGUUUGAAUGAGUCUUCUGAUGAAACCUAUAUAGGAAUUCCAACUGAAAUAAGAGUUGAAAGACCAAUGUCGUUAAAAACCAAGAUUUUGGAUUUAUUCAGACCGUCAAUGAUGAAGCCAUUUCGUCUGCUGUUGGGAUAUCAAGUAUUUUACCAUUCCGCAGCGUUGACUGGUUUGAAAUGUUAUAUGGUCGAAACAUUCAGCACUUUGGAUAUGCCAAUACAACCUGAGUGGAUAGCAUUCACCUCAGGAAGUGUGAUGCUUUUGGGUGGCAUCACUUGUAUUGUAACAGUAAAAAAAGUAGGAAAAAGAAGACUUUCGUUAAUUUCAAUGAUGGCCUGCUGCAUCGGAUGCGUCCUAUUGGGUUUCUACACAUUGUACAAGAAUAAGCUAGAAAUCCCUUGGAUACCUUUGACGUUAUUCUGCUACCUGUAUUUCUCAUCAAUGAUCGGUAUUAGUCCAAUACCUUGGAUGCUGAUUAGUGAAGUGUAUCCAACCAGAGGACGUUCAGUUGGAGCCGGAUUAUCGGCUGCUUCGUAUUAUAUUCUGGCAUUCAUUUUUACCAAGACGUAUCUAGAUUUACAACACACGUUAUCACUGCACGGAUGCUUCUUUUUAUACGGAUUCGGAGGAUUCGUCGGGUUCAUAUUUUUAUACGUUUGGUUACCAGAAACAGAAGGCAAAACUUUGGCUGAAAUUGAGGAAUGUUUCGUCAAGUCCAAAAGUACCAGACCAAAGCAUGUGUCGUUUUGAGAUUCGAUAUAAUAAAAUUUUAAAAGAG